This is a messenger RNA of Cannabis sativa, 1706 nucleotides long. RefSeq lists its product as uncharacterized. Gene Ontology annotation, cellular component: cytosol. Gene Ontology annotation, molecular function: ATP binding; phosphoenolpyruvate carboxykinase (ATP) activity. The record is from RefSeq and is a predicted model, not a curated record. The coding region runs from base 22 to 1278 and encodes 418 amino acids. Gene Ontology annotation, biological process: gluconeogenesis. NCBI's taxonomy places the organism in Eukaryota, Viridiplantae, Streptophyta, Magnoliopsida, Rosales, Cannabaceae. The transcript is spliced from 11 exons.
GAAGCUCAUUCAUUUCUUCAAAUGAUGCAGUCCCAGCUGCCUAGGAUGAAGCUGAAACAGUUGUCUUUCCCAAUCAUUGGCCGGAGAUUGUCUUAUGGUAUUAACUUGGCAUCAUUGGCUUCAAAGGGUAUAAUUCAUGUGAAAGACAAAGUCUUUUAUAACUUAAACUCUUAUGAGCUUCAACAACAUGGUGCAAAUGCAAUCAUUACAGAGUCCUUGUCAGGAGUUCCUCUUGUUAUUAGAGGAAAUGUCCUUGAAGGGGCUUCAACAAUAUCAAAGACACAAUUUAACAAACUCUUAAAGCAGGUCACAACUCACAUAUCAUCCAUCUCAAAUGUUUUUGUUCAUGAUGGAACCAUUGGUUCAUCACCGAAAUUUGAUGCAAAAGUUCGUGUGAUAAGCGAGAGUCCUACUGCUGCGUUAUCACUUUCUAAUGUUCUUUGGCAGACUUCUUCCCGUGCAGUUUCUCAUGACUCUUGUCCUAUAACAGUUUAUGUUGCUACUUCUAUAGGUGCAGGUGUUGCAGAAAGUAUUGGUCUUGGAACUCAAGGAAGUGAGGAUGGAUUUAUAGUUGGUGAUAUCGAGCAUUCGUUGCUUGUUAUGUGCGGUAAAGCUUUCUCGGAUAAGGAUGGAACUAAAGAAGCAUUGGCUGCCUUGUCUGGACCUAUCAUAAGCGCUCGGGGAGGCCUCCCUUUAUCUGCAAGGCUUCUAAGCCUUGGCAACUCUAUGGUUCUCUUGUUUGCACCUGAAAAUGUUGUUAAGAGCUGUGCAGAUAAGUUAGUGUCUGCAGAUGCUGGUGUAGUUCUUUCUUCUCAAGGCAUUGCAACGUUGUUUCAAAAUGGAAGUUCUUGCGGUUCGAAUCUAUUUAAACCUCCCGUUGCUAACAUUCUUGCAUCUUUCGAUAGUACCGGUAGUAUCCCUUAUGUAUCGAAGCUUUCUCCUGGCCAGGCGGCAUAUCACUUCCUGGCUGGUUAUCAGAACGGGAAGUUCUUACCAGCAUAUUGCAAAGGCCCUACAUCGCUUGACCCUUUAGACCUCGCCAUUGCUCUUCUUUCCAAGUUAAAAGAGAACCGAAUCCCUUCAUAUUUAGUUAAUGUUGGUAUCGAAGAAAAGAGCUUAACUGGGAAAGAUUUCAUCAAGUUAGUGGAAUCAUGUCUAUCCAAGAACAUCCCAAUCCCACCACUACAAACCAAAGCAAGUGAUCUUCUUCAACAAAAGUACAAAAAGUUUCUAUCAGACAAAUUUCAACAACUACCAGAUGAACUAUCAUCAUUCUAAGCACAAUGCAGCCUCAAGAAGAAAGAAAGGAAAAAUCAUUUGUUGUAUAUUUCUAAUAGCUGAAAUUGCUUCAUAUUUUCAGUUCAAUGAAAGGACAUAUUAUGAUUUUGUUAGUUUGAUGUAGAGUUUUGUUUUUACCAAUGAAAUAUGAGAAUGGGGACUCGUGCUUAAGGACAAGGUGAAACUCGGGUGGCCGGUAAUGUCAGGCCCUAGGAUAAAUGAGUCUUUGUUCGAGAGGGUAGUUUUGAGUAAGAAAAUUAUUAUAUCGAGUAAAACUCUUUGCAUCAGAGGAGCCUAAGGGCUCCAAUAGCUCGUAAUUGGCUUUUCUCGUCUUUAAGUUGACAGUGUCCCAUUGGAGUUGCCUUCAAAUGCUCCAUUACAGCUUUUAAAGAAAAAAGGUUUAAAGGAAGGACCCAACAUUGGCAUUG